Molecule: messenger RNA, 1278 nt
Organism: Clarias gariepinus (North African catfish)
Lineage: Eukaryota; Metazoa; Chordata; Actinopteri; Siluriformes; Clariidae
Gene: gdf6b
Product: growth differentiation factor 6b
Exons: 2
Coding region: 1-1191 (396 amino acids)
Biological process (GO): SMAD protein signal transduction; BMP signaling pathway
Cellular component (GO): extracellular region
Molecular function (GO): cytokine activity; growth factor activity
Source: RefSeq, a predicted model, not a curated record
AUGCCCGGCCGCCCGGGUUUAUUCUCGACCCUGCUCUUCCUCCUGCAGCACUGUACGUGUGUUUACACGGCAGCCGUGGAGUUGCGCUCCGAUGCCAGUCUCCUCACAUCACCAGCCUCGUUUUCUCACACACUCGCCUCAUCCAGCCCCAAGCGCUUCUCAAGACCAAGCAAAGGCUCCGUGGAGCCCCACGAGUACAUGCUUUCCAUCUACAAGACUUUUUCGGCUGCCGAGAAACUGGGACUGAACGCGAGUUUUUUUCGUUCUUCUAAAGCCGCAAACACUAUCACGAGUUUUGUGGAUCAUGGACAAGAUGACUCUCUGAACUCUCCACUGUGGGCACAGAAGUAUCUGUUUGAUAUUUCAACCCUUUCUGAUAAAGUUGAGCUGCUGGGUGCUGAACUAAGAAUUUACACGAAAAUCUCUGGGCACUUCCCGACAUCUGAUGCAGGUCCCAUGGAGAUUCAGCUUCUGUCCUGCCAGACUCACAGACUUCUGGAUUCCAAAAUCUUAGAUUUACAGAACUUUCGAAAAGCAAGAUGGGAGGUUCUAGAUGUGUGGAAACUUUUUGCAGAACGUGGUUUGCAUACACAAGGGAACUUCUUCUGUCUGGAACUCAAGGUUUCCCUUGACAAUCCUGAGAGGGAAAUCGACUUACGGCGUCUUGGAUUUCACAGAUAUGGGCGUCCACAGCAGAAGAAAGCCAUAUUGGUGGUGUUCACUAAGUCAAAAAAGAGGCAUAGCUUAUACUAUGAGAAAAAAAAAAAGAUUAAAUUGGGCCCUGACCAUGGUGUAAAAGAGAAGGUAAAACCCCAGCGGAAGCGACGGACAACAUUAAAUAACCGUCAUGGCAAACGGCAGGGUAGAAAGUCUAAGUCUAGAUGCAGCAAGAGGCCACUUCAUGUCAAUUUUAAAGAACUGGGAUGGGAUGACUGGAUCAUCGCUCCUCUGGAUUAUGAGGCAUACCAUUGUGAGGGUAUCUGUGACUUUCCACUUCGAUCUCACUUGGAGCCUACUAAUCAUGCCAUCAUACAGACUUUGAUAAACUCUAUGAACCCCAGCAACAUGCCACCUAGCUGCUGUGUGCCUUCCAAACUUAGCCCUAUUAGCAUCUUGUACAUUGAUGCUGGCAAUAAUGUAGUGUACAAACAAUAUGAGGACAUGGUGGUAGAGUCAUGUGGUUGCAGGUGACUAGAGAUGUUCCUCAAAAGAGUAAAAAUUGCUGGUCAAGUCUUUAUGAUAAAUUAUUGGAGGAUUUAAACAUUGGAGCUGAGAGAG